Molecule: messenger RNA, 2493 nt
Organism: Exophiala aquamarina CBS 119918
Lineage: Eukaryota; Fungi; Ascomycota; Eurotiomycetes; Chaetothyriales; Herpotrichiellaceae
Exons: 3
Coding region: 1-2493 (830 amino acids)
Source: RefSeq, a predicted model, not a curated record
AUGGGUUUACGAAAGUCCUUUCCCAAGGAUCGAAACUACGAGUUUUGGAAUAUCAUGAUGUGCGCCUUGAUCCAACGUGACCGGACGCAGGCGGCCAAGGACAGAAACCUCUUCGGCACGCUUGCAUACCGCAUGAUUUUCAAGGCCGCCGAGGCGAUUUCGACGGACCAGGAACAGAACCAUGCGUCCGGAAAGGAGAUCUCGACCCCGGAGGAAGUGGCGCUCCUCGCAGAGAUCCUCAACAGCAACGGACGAGCCGCGGACACGGUGAAAUUGCUACAGAGCGAGACCUUGAAUUUGGAAUCGAAGAUUGGCAAGAAGGAUCCCCAGCUGACGCUGUCAUUACUGCUAGACGCGUUUGAGGCGUCCGAGCAGUGGGAGGAAGCCCGUUCGUUUUGUAGUCAACUGCUGUCCAAGCCGGAAAAUCAGUCCGACGGCCGCAUAUGGACGCUUUGGCUCAAGGCGAGAACGAAGCUAACAUCUUCAAAUGAGCAGGACCAAUCGUAUGAGGAACUCCUGGAUGAUGCAUGUGCAGCUCGACCGAUAUCAAGGGCCUCAUACAUCGCCAAACUACAGUAUCUGGCGACGAAAGAUGACGACAAAUCACUCGACGCCAUAGAGAAGACGUGCGAGGAGUAUGCCGACGCAUUCUCCACCAAGGCAUUCUGCUUCGACGACCUGAAGAGCCCGCUCCAUCGCCUAGACAAAACCCGUUUGCAAGCAUUUCGCGACGCCCGCGCAGCAUCGGAGCAAAGCACGCUGGAGCAACUCUUCGCCCUCGAGCUCGAGUACAGCCUGUUACCCAGCGAUGGCGAGACACAGGCAAAAGAACUCCUCGACUUCGCAGCUCGAGCAUUAAAGCUGUACCACGCCUCGCUCUCCGAAGCAUCACCUCCACCAUGUCCCGAAGCUGCGCUCCUGUCCGUACUUGCGAUCCUCCGCCUCGGAACAACCGCGGCUCCCGUCAAAAGCGGCCAGCAGAAACAACAGCAGAUCGACCACGACCACGACCACGUCGUCCGCGCAAUGAUCCUCCUAGAAACCGUGCGGUCAGCGUUCGAAGACUUCUACGCGCUCACGGUAGUCCUCAUCCGGCUACAAGCGUACCUCGGGCAGCUCUCAUCUGCAAUGGAGACCUUCACCAAACUCAGCGUUAAGAACAUGCAGUACGAGACCGUGGCGCACCUGAUCCUCACGCGCAUUUCGUCUUUACACCCCGCCGCCACCAUCUACAGCACGACCAACAAAAUUAACGGUAGCAGUGAUUCCAAGGACGUAUUUGACCCCCUCUCGGCGAUCGAGACCGGGCUGACGGUGCUGGAGAAUGCGGACAAUGCGCUGGUGCGCGGCAUCCGCGAGGGCCUGCGCUGCAACAGUUACUCGAACAUCCACAACAGCGUCGACAUGCGCCUGCAGCUGCGCAACAGCGCCAGUCGGCACGUGUAUGCCGUCGAGGAGAGGAAGUUGCGUAGGUUGCGUGGCCUCCCUGACGAUAACACCGUCCUUGAGUCCGACAACCGGGCCGAGGACAACGAGGGCGGAACUAUUGCCACGAUUCUGGACGACAACCGCGACUUCAGCUAUUUCCCACACUUCCGCGACGACGACGUCGAGCUGGUCCAGACGCGCUUCCAAUGUGGGCCGUUGCCGCGCGGAGCUUGGGUGCGCACCAUGGCGCUGCAAGACCAUGUGGUUACGUUCCUCAAGGCGGAGCUGACGGGUCAGGGCCAGCAAGCGGGUGUUGGGGUCAAGGCCUUGGAGAAUAUCAAGAAGGCGGUGGCGGCGGCGACGGCAGGGAGCUCGAAGGAGAACGAUGAAGAUGAUGGCCUGACGGACGCAGAGCGCCGGAACCAUGCGUGCCGCCGCUUGCUGGCGAAGGCGGUGCUGCUGAUUGCCGGCGGUGGAAGCGAUGCCACCGCGCCGCAGGAGACAGUCGCCGAGCUGCUCGACGAGCUGAAGGCGUGGUUGCACAAGACGCUGGACGAGCAGAAGAGCAAUUCCAAGACGGCAACAGCAGCAACAACAGUCGCGGGAAUCCGUAUCUAUACAUGGCAAGACCUCCACACGAGCAUCACGCGACUCGAGACGCUGCAGGCCAUCGCGCUCCUGCUCGGCGCACUCGGCAAGAAAGCCAAGACCGCGAAGGGAGGCAGGACGGCUCCGAGAGAUGCACUGGCGGAGAUCCAGACGCUGGUGGGCCAGUUGGAGAAGGAGAUCCACGCUGCGGCACGCCAGGUCAAAGACGGGAUCAGUGCGCCAGGCGUGCUGGGGAAACUAGUGGAUUUGGGAUUUGCGAGGAGCGAUGCGGACGCGGAUGGGGUGGGAGCAGGAGCUGCAGAUGCGGACGCUACUGCUACUGCUGGUGUGUUGGGUGAUGUUCUGGAGAGCGUGAGUGAUGAGGUCAAGAUGGAAACAAUUUGUGGGAGGAUCAGAGAUAGCUGGGAAGAUGCCCUUGAUGGCGUGCUGGCUGUCAGGGUCAAGUUAUGGAAAUAA